This is a messenger RNA of Ananas comosus (pineapple), 786 nucleotides long. RefSeq lists its product as uncharacterized. The transcript is spliced from 4 exons. The record is from RefSeq and is a predicted model, not a curated record. Lineage: Eukaryota; Viridiplantae; Streptophyta; Magnoliopsida; Poales; Bromeliaceae. Bases 1 to 786 code for a protein of 261 amino acids.
AUGGGGCAUGACAUCGAGAGUGGACGUGGCAGCGAUUUCAGUAUAAACGCCGGUGGUGCGCUUCGGUUUCGAAACCGGUGGUGCGUGCUGGAAAACGAAGAGGUUGGAAAGUUGAUUUUGCAAGAAGCGCAUUGGUCUCCUUAUAGUGUCCACCCGGGCGUCACCAAGAUGUACCAAGAUUUGAAGAUGCACUAUUGGUGGCUGGGAAUGAAAGCAGAUGUUGGAUGCUAUGUGGCGCAAUGCCUGUCAGCAGAUGGGCAAUCGGAGAGGACUAUUCAGAUUUUGGAGGAUAUAUUGCGGGCGUGUGCGGUGUUGGGUCCCGAUGUUUUGCGAGAGGUGGAAGAGAAGGUCCACCUCGCUCGCCAAAGAUUGCUCACGGCGCAAUCUAAACAAAAGAGUUACGCGAAUAAGCACCGUAGAGACUUGGAGUUCGCGGUGGGCGACCGCGUCUUCUUGAAGUUGAAGCUGAUUGGUGCGGUGGCUUACCGGCUUGCAUUGCUGCCCAAGCUCGCGAAUGUUCACAAUGUAUUUCACGUCUCCAACCUUCGCAAGUAUAUCCAUGACCCCGAGCACACCUUGCUGUAUGAGCCACCGGAAUUGCAAGAAGACAUGAGCUACGAAGAGUUUCCGGUGUCGAUCAUUGCUCGAGAGGUGCGAAAAUUGAGAAAUCGCGAGAUUCCCUACGUCAAGGUUUGGUGGAGCAAUCACGACGAUCGCGAAGCCACGUGGGAACUCGAGGACGUGAUGAAGGAGCACCAUCCUCAUCUCUUUGAGGAGUCGAGUUGA